GAGUGUCUUUCUGUUCCGGUCGCUCCUCAAUUGUGACUUCACUGAGUUGUAUGCACUUGAGGUAUUGGGCCGUUUUGGGAGAAUUGAAGCUUGGAAGGAACUGUCCGUCAGAUUGUGAGCAUCAUCGAUCAGCCCAUUCGUCCGUGACAAUAUCCAGACCAUGCGGAUUCUAGUGGGUUGCAAACGCGUGAUUGACUAUGCGGUCAAAAUCCGGGUCCGCCCCGACAAGAAGGGCGUGGUGACCGAAGGUGUGAAGCAUUCCAUGAACCCGUUCGACGAGAUCGCCGUGGAGGAAGCCGUUCGACUCAAAGAGAAGAAAAUCGCCAAGGAAAUCAUCGUGGCCUCAAUCGGCGCCGCUCAAUCGCAAGAAACGAUCCGAACCGCAUUAGCCAUGGGUGGAGACCGAGGCGUCCAUGUGGAGGUGAGUGCGGCUGAAGCGGAGACCCUCCAACCCAUUCAUGUGAGCAAGAUUCUCGCCGAAUUGGCCAAAAAAGAGAAGGUGGACUUGGUGUUUUUGGGCAAGCAAGCCAUUGACGACGACUCUAAUCAGACCGCACAGAUGACGGCGGCCCUUUUGGAUUGGCCUCAGGCCAUGUUCGCCUCGAAAGUUGAGCAAAAAGAUGAUAAAUUGGAGGUGGUCCGGGAAAUUGAUGGCGGUUUGGAAACAAUUCGAGUGAAUAUGCCGUGUGUGAUCUCGGCCGAUCUGCGUUUGAAUGAGCCACGCUAUGCCACACUCCCGAAUAUCAUGAAGGCCAAGAAGAAGAAGAUGGACAAACUCAAACCCUCAGAUUUGGGAGUGGAUGUCACUCCACGCAUUGAAGUUAUUUCCGUUGAGGACCCACCUGUGCGCGAGGCUGGAGCUACUGUCGCGGAUGUGGAUGAGCUGGUGAGCAAGCUCAAGGAGAAAGGAUUCUAGGUCUUGAUGGCAUCAAAAGUUUUCAAAUGGCUGUAUUGAGUCGAAACAUGCCAUGCAUAACCCAAUGCCGCAUUUGACAGGUACUUUUAUCAAUAAAAUGUUACAAUUCAACAGA
Molecule: messenger RNA, 1031 nt
Organism: Tigriopus californicus
Lineage: Eukaryota; Metazoa; Arthropoda; Copepoda; Harpacticoida; Harpacticidae
Gene: Etfb
Product: electron transfer flavoprotein subunit beta-like
Exons: 3
Coding region: 161-916 (251 amino acids)
Cellular component (GO): cytosol
Molecular function (GO): electron transfer activity
Source: RefSeq, a predicted model, not a curated record